Hemisphaericaspora subhashii is the source of this 11592-nucleotide messenger RNA. It is a transcript of the gene TRA1, whose product is annotated as histone acetyltransferase. Gene Ontology annotation, molecular function: protein binding; transcription coregulator activity. Lineage: Eukaryota; Fungi; Ascomycota; Pichiomycetes; Serinales; Debaryomycetaceae. Gene Ontology annotation, biological process: DNA repair; regulation of DNA-templated transcription. Gene Ontology annotation, cellular component: NuA4 histone acetyltransferase complex; nucleus; SAGA complex. The record is from RefSeq and is a predicted model, not a curated record. Bases 1 to 11592 code for a protein of 3863 amino acids. The transcript has a single exon.
AUGUCAUAUACAGCACAGCUAGACGCGUUUGUAUCUAGAAUUAAUGACAAUAAAACUGAUUACACCAAACAACAUUCAAUAUUAUCAGAAUUAUUAGAUACUAUAGAAACAUUUAAUGGAGCCGCUGAAUAUGAAUACUUUUUAACUCAUUUAAUCCCAAUCUUUAAUAAGACAUUGAAUGAUACUCCCAUUUCAUUUAUUAGUUCAUCUCCUGAACAUAAAUUACGUAAUUCUAUAUUAGAAAUACUUCAUAGAUCAAUUAUGAAUGAAACUUUUCAACCUUUUGCUGAAGAUAUUUUAAAUACUUUAACUAAAAUAUUAAUUGAAGAAAAUGAAGAUAAUGGGGUAUUAUGUAUGAAGAUUAUUACAAGUUUACAUAAAGCUUAUAAAUCUAAAUUAGCUGAUAAAGUUAAACCAUUUGUGGAAAUUAUUGGACAAAUCUAUGAUAAUAUGCCAAAAACAGUUCAAGAGGUUUUUAAUCAAGAUACAACAACAACAACAGCUGAUGAAGAAGAACAAGACAAAUCAACAACUGACAUUUCACCAUUUGAAGAAACCCCAACAGCUUCUAAUAAAUCAUUGAGAAAAGCCAUGUUUUCUUUCAAAACAUUAGCUGAAUGUCCUAUAACCAUGGUUUCAUUAUAUUCAUCUUACAAAGCAUUAGUUCAAUCGUCCCUUUCAAUCUUUUUACCCAAAAUAAUCACCAUAUUGACAUUGCAAGUUGAACAACAAAAGCAAUAUAGACAAGAAUCACCAAAUCAAAUAGUCACUUCCAUUUCCCCCAAAAUUACUAAUCGUCAAGCAUAUUCUGAUUUCAUCUUGGGACAAGUCAAAGCUGCUUCAUUUUUAGCAUAUGUGUUUAUUAGAGGAUAUGCCAAUCAAUACUUAAAUUCUGAACAAUCAAAAUCAGUCCCUGAUGUGAUCUUACGUUUAUUACAAGAUUGUCCUGCUGAAUUAUCAGUUGCACGUAAAGAAUUAUUACAUGCCACAAGACAUAUUUUAUCUACUCCCUUCAGGGUUCAAUUCAUUCCCCAAAUCGAAUUAUUAUUCAAUGAAAAGAUCUUAAUUGGUGAUGGAUUAACUUCUUAUGAAACUUUAAGACCAUUGGCAUAUAGUACAGUUGCUGAUUUUAUUCAUAAUGUGAGAAAUGAAUUAACACCAAAACAAAUCUGGAGUACUGUGAAUAUUUAUUGUGAUUUAUUAAAAGAUGAUAGUUUGGCUUUGACUGUACAAAUCAUGAGUGCGAAAUUACUAUUGAAUUUAGUGGAAAGAAUUAUGAAAUUACCUAACAAAUUGGAAGGAAGACAAUUGUUUUUGAUUAUUAUUGAUUCUUAUGCUAAGAGAUUUGAAAGCUUGAAUAGGAAAUAUAAGUUUAUUAUUGCCAAACAUAAGGAAUUUGAAAGAAAGAAGGGAUUGAAAGAAAAAGAAGCAAAAUUGGCUAUUGAAAGAUAUUCUAAGAAACAACCUGAAAGUAAAUUAGUUGAUGAGGAUAAAAUGGAUGUUGACCAGGAAGAAGUUGUGAUUGAUGAGGAUGAAGAUAAGAUGGAUGAGGACAAGAAGAUUGAAGAAGAAGAACCAGAAAAGAAAGAAGAAGAGGACGAUGAAGAAACUUUCCCACUCGAUUUAUUCAAUAUUGAUUCUCAUUCGCCAAUUGCAAGUUAUCCAGUUACAAGUAAUACUGAUUUAUUGAAAGAUGCAAGAUACUUAUUUAAAACAUUGAUGACAUUUUUGAAAUCAGUUAUUUUCGGGUUGAAGAACUGUAAUCCACCAGUUCCACCACAACCUACACCAGAUCCAAAGAAUCCAGGUCAACAGGUCAAUUAUGAUAAGUGGAAUGAUUCAGCAAAAUUAAUCUCCUACGAAGAAGUCAAUAUCUUAAGAGCAUUAUUUAGGGGUGGUAUAACUUGUCUUAGAUUCUUUUCAGUGUCCAAACCAAAACCAUCAAUCCAACAAGCUAAAGCAUUCGAUUUCUCAACUGGUGGACCAAAUUUACCAAUCACUUCAUCAAAAGAAGAAAAAGAUUUAAUGGAAAUCUUUGCCACUAUUUUCAUUCAUGUUGAUCCAGCUUCAUUUAAUGAAAUUGUUAGUUCUGAAUUACCAUUUAUGUUUGAAUCAAUGUUGGAAAAUGCAGCUUUGUUACAUUUACCACAAUUCUUUUUAGCUAGUGAAGUUACACUGGCCAAUUUUUCAAGUAUUUUGAUUUCAUUCCUUCGAGAUAAUUUAGAUCAAUUGGGACUGGCAGAUUUGAUUAAAUCAAAUAUCUUGAUUCGAUUGUUUAAACUUUGCUUCAUGUCGGUUAAUUUAUUUCCCACAACUAAUGAAACUGUGAUAUUACCUCAUUUGAAUUAUUUGAUUUUGGAAUCAUUGAAAUUAGGUACAAAAGCUGAAGAGCCAAUCGUAUAUUCAUAUUUAGUUAGGAUUUUAUUCAGAAGUAUUAGUGGUGGAAGAUUUGAAAACUUAUAUAAAGAAAUCAUGCCAAUUUUGCCUGUUUUAUUAGAAAAUCUCAACAAAAUGAUUGCCAACACCAGAAGACCAUAUGAAAGAGACAUAUACGUUGAAUUAUGCUUAACUGUCCCUGUUAGACUUUCAGUCCUUGUCCCCCAUCUCAACUACCUCACACGUCCAUUAGUAUAUGCAUUGAAUGGAUCGCAAGAAUUAGUCAGCCAAGGAUUACGUACUUUCGAAUUAUGUGUUGACAACCUUACUGCAGAAUAUUUCGACCCCAUGAUUGAACCAGUUAUUGACGACAUUAUGGCAGCAUUAUGGAAACAUUUAGAACCAGUCCCUUAUCAUCAUCAACAUUCUCAUACUGCUAUUAGAAUCUUGGGUAAAUUAGGUGGAAGAAAUCAUCGUCAUUUCAAACCAGGGGAAAAAUUAGCAACUCAAUCUGAAUUGGAUCAAGAAGUUAAAGCAUUAUUCACAAUACAUGGAUUGAAUGGACAAGUACCUAUUUCGAUCACUCCUGGGGUUGAAUCAGCUAUUAAAUUGUUGGAAGAUGUUAGGUUGAAGGAACAUUAUAGGAUUAGUGCAUUUAAUUAUUUAGCUUCCAUUUUGAAGUUGUUCAUUAAUAAUUCGAGAAUAGAUGAAGGAUUUGUGGGAUAUAUCGAACAAGCUAUUGAGGUUUUAAAACUGGAUAAAUUGGAAGAUCAUACAGGAACAGAUCAAGAAGCUAAUGGCGGUAGUAGUGGUAGAAUUAAUGGAAUGGAAUUAGAACCUUCAGGAAUUAAAGAUCUGGCUAAAUUAGAUAGACAACAGAAAUUAUUUUCGAAAUUGUUAGAAAUGAUGUUUUAUUCAGUUUCGAUUCCAGAAUUGAAACAAGAAGCUAGUGAAUUGAUUGAUGGAUUAACUACUCAUUUUACAUUACUUCAUUUGGGUACUUCUGUAAUUGACCGUAUCAAGAAAGAAAGAAGGUUUUCGGUGAAUGAUAAUGAAGGAAAAGCCUAUAUUAGUGAAACUGUUUUCUUGAAUGGGUUGAAUUAUGCAUUAAGUUUCUGGGAUAAGGAAGUUAGACAAAAAGGGAUUGAUUCAAUCAAGAAGAUUUAUUCAACUACAGUUACUAUUUUUGGUGGAUCAGAAGAAUUAGCUUUGUAUUCUCCAGUUUUCAGAUCGAUGUUUUACAAGUUUACUCAUUGUUGUUAUAAUGAAUAUUAUUAUGCUAAAUUAGGUGGUAUCUUAGGUCUUAAAACAAUGUUUCAUGAUUUGGGUAUACCUGCAAAAUGGUUCUUUAAGAGGCAAUUUGAAUUGGUAAGAUCAAUCUUUUUUAUAUUGAGAGAUACUCCAGAAACCGCACCACAUGAAGUUCGUGAAUCUGCUAAAACAUUGGUUUUGGAACUUUUGAAAACUUGUAAUACUGGAAUCACUAAGGAAACUGUCUUGGAAAAACCAUUUCAAACAUUAGUCGGGGCUUUGGUUUAUGAUUUAGCAAGUCCAACUCCAAUGGUUCGUGAAGUUGCUCAACAAGCUUUGAAAGUCUUAUCUGAAACAACUGGUGUUCCAAUUGCUUCAAUUAUGGGUCCAUGUAAACAUUUAUUAUUAACACCUAUAUUUGGAAAGCCAUUGAGAGCUUUACCAUUCCCAAUGCAAAUUGGAAAUAUAGAUGCAAUUACAUUUUGUUUAGCUUUACCAGAUACAUUUUUGACAUUUAAUGAAGAAUUGAAUAGAUUGUUGUUAGAAGCUUUGGCUUUGGUUGAUGCUGAAGAUGAAUCAUUAGCUAAUGUACAUCGUCUUUAUGAAUACCGUACUUCAAAACAAUUGAUUGAACUUAGAGUGGUUUGUAUCAAAUUGCUUUCAUUAGCUUUAACAAAACCAGAUUUUUCGUUGGGAUCUUUAGCUGAAGCAAGAAUUAGAAUAUUGGGGGUUUUCUUCAAGGCAUUGUGUAACAAAUCUACAGAAAUCAUUAAUGCUGCACAUCAAGGAUUAGCUUCAAGUUUGCAAGAGAAUGCAAAGUUACCUAAGGAAUUAUUACAGAAUGGAUUAAGACCUAUGCUUAUGAAUUUAUCUGAUCAUAAGAAAUUGACUGUGUCGGGAUUGGAAGCAUUAGCUAGAUUAUUAGAAUUGUUGAUUUCUUAUUUUAGAGUUGAAAUUGGUAGGAAAUUAUUAGAUCAUUUAAUGGCUUGGGCUCAGAUUAAUACAUUAAGACAAAUUGCUGGUCAAGAUUUAGAAAAUAAUCAUACGGUACAGAUUGUGAUGGCCAUUUUGAAUAUUUUCCAUUUGUUACCUGCCAAAGCAUAUACUUUUAUGGAAGAGAUUAUCAAUACUUUACAAUAUUUGGAAGGGCAUUUAGAUCGUCAUCAGGAUUCACCAUUUAGAAAACCAAUUUCGAAAUUUUUGAAUCGAUUUGCAGAAAAUUGUAUUGAAUACUUAGUUAAGAAUUUCAAGAAUAGAAAAUUGGGAAAUAUGUUGGCUAUGAUUGCUGGAAUGGAAGGUUGCGAAAAUAUUAGAAAGAUGGCAGAAGAUAAAAUUACAGUUUUAAUGGAUGAUAUUACCAAUGAAUCUGAUCAAGAAUUGAAAGUUAUUAAAUUUGCCAAUAUGAUUGAUUUAUUGGAAUCUAUAACUAAGCAUGAUAAUAGCUGGUUUGACAAUCAACGUGAAUUAUUAUUGAAGUUAUCAAAAAUCGUGGAAGAUAUAUCAGAUAUUAGAAAGGCACCAUUGAUUUCAGCAGCUCAUUUCCAAAGUGAUCAAGGAAUUGAAAAGUUACAGAGUAUUAUUGUGAAUUAUGUGACUAGAAACCCACAAGAAUUUGAUAUUGUGUUUAUGAUUGUCGAUCGUCAUUCUAGAUUGAAGUUGAAGAUUUCUGAUGUGGUAGAGAAUUAUCUUUUUAAUGAUAUUGUUGCAAGCAAGGAUAUUGAAACUAGAGAGAGAUUUUUGAAUAAGACUAUUGAAUUUGUGAGUGAAGCUGAUCCAUGUUUGAAAUCCAAGAUUUUCUUUUUGAAGAAAGUAUUCAAUCCAAUUUUCAUUUAUGAAUAUGAUAAGAAUGGGAAAGUAGAUGCAUUCUUUACUAAAGAACAUCCAGAAUGGUUAGAGAAAUUAAGCAAUAAUAUUUGGAAAUCGACCCAGGAUAUCAUUACUGAUCAUUCUUCAGGUUCGAUGGAUAGUUAUAGAUAUGCAUUACUUGAAGUGGCAGCACUAUUACUUAAAUUAGCACCAGCUUUCAUUAGUGAUUUACGUAAAGAUAUUAUUAAGUUCAGUUGGAAUUAUAUCAAGUUGGAAGAUAAUAUUACUAAACAAGUUGCCUAUGUCACUACAUCAUAUUUCAUUUCUGCUUAUGAGACUCCAGCUAAAUUGGCUACUCAAGUGUUUGUGGCACUUUUAAGAACUCAUCAAACUGAUUCUAGACAUUUGGUUAGACAAGCUUUAGAUAUUUUGGCUCCUGUUAUGUCCGAAAGAAUGAAGGAUACAGAUACUCCUGAAAGUUGGUUGAAAUGGCCUCGUCGUAUUAUUUCAGAAGAUGGAUUUAACGUGACUCAAGUUUUGAAUGUGUAUCAAUUUAUUGUUCAACAUCCAGAUUUAUUCUUUGUGGCUAGAGAACAUUUCAUUUCAAAUAUUAUUACUGCUAUGGGGAAAUUGACUAUUCUUGCUAAUCCUGCAAUUGAGAAUCAAGUGUUGGCUAUUGAAUUGGCAGAAUUGAUUUUAUACUGGGAAAGAAAAGCCAAAUCAUUGAAAGUGGAAGAGGAAGUGAAAGAUGAAGAAAAGGUUGAAGAAGAUCAAUUGGAAGAAAUCAAGGAUGAAGAAGGGGAACAACAGCAACAAGAGCAGCAAUCUCCUGAAGAAGACUCAAAAUUGAGUGAUGGGCAUGACUUUAUUACUUCUCCAAAUUAUUCAAUUCCAUUUGGUCAAAGAGAAGCAUGUGUAACUUUCUUGAUCAGAUAUGUUUGCAUCAGUCCACAAAGAGCUUCAGAAAGUGAAUUGGGUCAAAAAGCAUUAGGUAUAUUGUAUGAUUUAUUGAGUCCUGAACAUUGGCAUGAAGUGUCUGUUAAGCUUAGUUUCUUUGAAAAGUUCUUGCUUUCGAAUGAUUUGAAUUCUAAUAAUUUACUUGGGUAUUGCUUGAAUGCAUUGGAAGUUUUAGGUGUUGUUUUGGAAUGGAAGAAACCAGAGUGGAUUGUAUCUAAUCUUUCUUAUUUGCAGAAAUUACUUGAGAAAUGUAUCAGAUCAGAUAAUCAUGAUAUUCAAGAGGUUUUACAACGUGUAUUAUCUACUGUCCUUAAAGCCAUAAAUGAUCAAAAGGAAUCAGAAGAAGAGGAAGAGGAUGAAGAAGAAGAUGUUAAAGAGUUUAUUUCAUUGUUGACUUCUACGGUCUCUGAAGAUUUGGGAGAUAUGCCAUCAGUUGCUGCUGGUGUUACGUUAUCAUGGACAUUGGCCAACUAUAGACCUUCCACAUUGGAUCCAUUACUUCCACUGAUUAUGAAAACAUUUAGCAAACUUUGUAAGGAUCAUAUUACAAUUACUCAUCAAGGAUCAAAAUCAUCAUCCUCUUCUUCCAAGGAAGCUUCAAAUUCCGAAUAUGAAGCCAAGAUGACUACUAAAUUACUUGAAAAAAUUCUUAAUUUAUGUUCAAUGAGAAUUUCAAAUUUGGGAGAUCAAAGAAGAAUCUUUUUAUCAUUGUUGGCACAAUUAAUUGAACGUAGUUUGGAUAAGGAUACCCUUGAGAAGAUUAUCAAGAUUGUUAAGAAUUGGGUAUUUUCAAGAACUGAUUUAUUCCCAACCACUAAAGAAAAGGCUGCUAUUUUAUCCAAGAUGAUGGUUUUCGAAAUUAGAGGUGAACCUACAUUAUCUAAAGAAUUUUAUCAAAUCAUCGUUGACAUUUUUGAAGAUGAUACAUUUAGUUGUACUGAACUUACUGUCCGCAUGGAACAACCUUUCUUAGUGGGAACAAGAUCUGCUGAUGUUUCAAUUAGAAGAAAAUUAAUGUCAAUCUUGAAUAAUAGUUUGGAAAAAGAUGUGGCAAAGAGACUAUAUUAUGUUAUUCGUGAUCAAAACUGGGAGUUCUUAGCUGAUUAUCCAUGGUUGAAUCAAGCAUUGCAAUUGAUAUUUGGUUCGAUUAAUUAUGGAAAGAUUAUCAAACUUAUUGAUGGAGAAAACCAAUUGGCACCAUUAGAAGCUUAUCCAUUACCAAAACCAGAACACAAAAUGGAUGUUGAUCAUUCCAAUGAUGAAUUAAACCAGUUAUUGAACAAACAUUCUGAAUUUUUGAAAUCUGUUGGAGAUAUUAAGGCUGGUGAUAUUUUAGAAUCUUUAAUUGAUAUGUUCUAUCAAAGUAGUGAUACCAUUCAUAAGACAUGGGCUAGUAUUUUCCCAAUUGUAUUUGCAUCAAUUCCUCGUUCAGAACAUUUAGAUUUCACCAGAUUCUUAGUAAUUUUGUUAUCAAAGGAUUAUCAUACUCGUCAAAUAGAUAGUAGACCAAAUGUUAUUCAAUCAUUAUUGGAAGGUGUGGCUCGUUGUGAUGGAUUACAAUUACCACCAUUUGCAGUCGAAUGUCUUGCAGCUAAUUUUAAUGCCUGGUCUCAAGGUAUUCAUAUUCUUGAAAAGAUUGAUGAAGAAUCGGUAAAUGCAAAUGCAGAAGUUCGUGAAGUUACUCAAGAUGCAUUGGCGAAAUUAUAUGCUACUUUGAAAGAAGAUGAUAUUUUCUAUGGAUUAUGGAGAAGAAGAGCCAAAUAUGCUGAAACUAUUAGUGCUUUAUCAUAUGAACAAAUUGGACUUUGGGAUAAAGCUCAACAAUUGUAUGAAACUGCUCAGAUCAAGGCUAGAAGUGGUGCAUUACCAUAUGGAGAAUCAGAAUAUGCACUUUGGGAAGAUCAUUGGAUUUUAUGUUCUGAGAAAUUACAACAUUGGGAUAUUCUUACUGAUUUAGCUAGACAUGAAGGAUUUUCUGAUUUACUUUUAGAAUGUGGUUGGAGAGUUGCUGAUUGGUAUAAUGAUAGAGAAACUUUAGAUCAAACUGUUAAGAAUGUUAUGGAUGUUCCAACUCCACGUCGUCAAGUAUUCGAAACAUUCCUUUGUUUACAAGGGUUUGGACAAGAAAAGGAAACGUUGCAAGAUUUAUCUAGAUUAUGUGAUGAAGGUAUUCAAUUAGCAUUACGUAAAUGGCAUGGAUUACCACAAAGAUUUAAUAAUGCUCAUAUUCCAUUAUUGCAUACUUUCCAACAAUAUGUUGAAUUCAUGGAAGCAAGUCAAGUAUAUGCAAGUUUAGUUACUACAAAUGCUCAGAAUUUGGAUGUUAAAUCACAAGAAUUAAAGAGAGUAUUGCAGGUUUGGCGUGAAAGAUUACCUAAUAUUUGGGAUGAUAUUAAUAUUUGGAAUGAUUUAGUUACUUGGCGUCAACAUGCUUUCCAAGUUAUCAACAAAGUAUAUAUGCCAUUUAUUCCAAUUUUACAACAAUCAAAUGCUGGCGGUAAUGCCAAUUCGUAUGCUUAUCGUGGAUUCCAUGAAAUUGCUUGGGUUAUUAAUAGAUUUGCACAUGUUGCUAGAAAACACAAUAUGCCAGAGGUUUGUAUUAAGGAAUUAACUAGAAUUUAUCAAUUACCAAAUAUUGAAAUCCAAGAAGCAUUUUUGAAAUUGAAAGAACAAGUUAAAUGUCAUUAUCAAAAUCCAAAUGAAUUAAAUACUGGUCUUGAUGUUAUUAGUAAUACUAAUUUGGUUUAUUUUGCUACUCAACAAAAGGCAGAAUUUUUCACAUUGAAAGGGAUGUUUUUGAAUAAAUUGAAUCAAAAAGAUGAAGCCAAUAAAGCAUUUGCUACCUCAGUUCAAAUUGAUCUUAAUUUACCUAAAGCAUGGGCUGAAUGGGGUAUGUUCAAUGACCGUCGUUUCAAAGAAAAUCCAAAUGAUAUGGUUUAUGCCAAUAAUGCAAUUAGUUGUUACUUACAAGCUGCUGGUCUUUACAAGAAUGGUAAAACAAGGAAAUUAUUAGCUAGAAUCUUGUGGUUGAUAAGUUUGGAUGAUGCUUCAGGUACAUUAGCACAAGCAUUUGAAAAUUUCAGAGGAGAAGUUCCAGUUUGGUAUUGGAUUACAUUUAUUCCACAAUUAUUAUCUUCAUUAUCUCAUAAAGAGGCUAAAUUGGCGAAACAAGUAUUGGUUAGAAUUGCGAAGAGUUAUCCACAAGCAUUACAUUUCCAACUUAGGACAACAAAGGAAGAUUUUGCUGCUCAACAACGUCAAGCUAUUGAAAUUGCUCGUCAACAAGCUGCUGCUGCUGCAGCCGCUGCAGCAAGUCAAGAUGGUAAAACAGAACAACCAACUGAUGGAAAUACUGAAACUGCUGCAUCUCCGGUUAGAGCAAGAACUCAUUCACCACAAGUAUCACCUACUCAACAACAUCAAUCACCACCACAAAUGCUGCAAUCAUCACCACAACCACCACGUCCACAAUCCACCCAAAGCAACAGUAGCAAUAUUCAACAAUUUAGAAAUAACAUUCCAAAUUCAGUUCGUCAACCAUUGGAACAUGUUGAAGAGAUCAUGGGUAUUUUGAAGACUGCAUAUCCAUUAUUAGCACUUUCAUUGGAAUCAUUAGUUGAUCAAAUAAAUCAAAGGUUUAAAUGUACUGCAGAUGAAGAUGCGUAUAGAUUAGGUGUUGCAUUACUUAAUGAUGGUGUUCAAUAUUUGAAUAGAUUAGGAAAUCCACGUGAUGAUGCUAAAUUACCACCAAUCACUGAAGCUAAUAUUACAAGAUUUGCUGAAACUGUGUUACCUAAACAAAUCCGUGCAGAAUUUGAAAAAGAUUUAGUUAUUGGUAAACCUAAUUUGGAAACUUAUAUUAUUAAGUUAAGGAAAUGGCGUGAUAGAUUGGAAGAUAAAUUAGAUCGAAGAUUUUCUGAAGUUAAUUUAGAAAACUUAUGUCCACAUUUAAGUGAAUUUCAUCAUCAGAAAUUUGAAGAAAUUGAAGUACCAGGUCAAUAUUUGUUGAAUAAAGAUAAUAAUAGUCAUUUUGUCAAGAUUGAACGAUUCUUACCUACAAUUGAUUUAGCUCGUGGAACUAAUGCUUGUUAUAAGAGAUUAAGAAUUAGAGGACAUGAUGGUAGUUUACAUACAUUUGCAAUUCAAUUCCCAGCAGCUCGUCAUUGUCGUCGUGAAGAAUGUGUUUUCCAAUUGUUUAGAAUUUUCAAUGAUAGUAUUUCAAGAAAAGUGGAAACUCGUCGUCGUAAUAUUCAAUUUACUUUACCUGUUGCAGUACCAUUAUCACCUCAUAUUAGAAUUGUGAAUGAUGAUCCAAAGGAUAUUACAUUACAAAAGGUCUACGAAGAUUUCUGUAAGAAGAAUGGAAAGAGUCGUGAUGAACCAUUUAUUUAUACGAUUGAGAAAUUAAGAGCUGCUUAUGAUCAAAGAUUACCAAAACCAGAUUUAGCCAGUAUUAGAGUUGAAAUCUUAAGUGCAAUUCAAUCAUUAUUAAUUCCAUCUACAGUAUUAAAGAAUUAUUUUAUUGAAUUAUAUCCUAAUUUUGAAGAUUUUUGGUUAUUCCGUAAACAAUUCACUUCACAAUAUGCUUCAUUUAUUUUUACUACUUAUAUGAUGUGUGUUAAUGCUAGACAACCACAGAAGAUUCAUGUUAAUAUGGGAUCAGGAAAUGUUUGGACAUCAGAUAUGUUACCCUGUAAGAUGCCAAGUAAAGCCAAUACCACUUCAAGUGGUGAUGCUAAUGGUGGUGCCGCACCUGCCAAACCAACACCAAUUUUUGUUAAUGCUGAACAGGUUCCAUUUAGAUUGACUCCAAAUAUUCAAAAAUUAAUUGGUGAAAGUGGAUUAGAAGGAAUUUUGUCAGUAUAUGUUGCAUGUAUUGCUCGUGCUUUGAUGGAACCAGAAUCUGAUUUAGAACAAUAUUUAACAUUAUUUGUUAGAGAUGAAGUGAUUUCUUGGUUUGCUCAACAUGAUAGAUCUAGUCUUAGUGUUAAUGGUAGUAGUGCAAAUGCUGCUGCCAAUGAUAACCAAAUUCGUGAUGUUGUUAGGUUGAAUGUUGAUAGUAUUAUUAAGAGAGUUAUGACGAUGGGUCAUAUAUCUUCUGGAUCUGGGGUAGCUACUCAGAACAUUUUAGAAUUGAUUUCACAAGCUGUUAAUCCACGUAAUUUAGCAGCUGCUGAUACUUUAUGGAUGGCAUACUUUUAG